AUGUCAUCCCUUCCCGGUCCAGAUGUUAUCGUGGAGUCUGCUAUGAAGAGCGAGGACCCAGAUACAGUGCUUACUGUCGGAGAUGUCGACACCAAUGUCUCGAAGCGACAGAGCCUCUCCGAUUUGUUCACCAUCUUCUCGAGUGGAUUUGCUCUUAUUAGCGAUGGAUACCAGAACAAUCUGAUGACUAUGACCAAUGUCCUUUUCAAAGCUGAGUAUACCAAGCAGUACGUCUCGAAUGUCAGCACAAGAGUAUCCAAUGCGCUGCUCAUCGGUGAAAUCAUUGGCCAAGUCGUCAUCGGUCUGACCUGCGACUAUCUUGGCCGCAAAUUUGCCAUUGUCUUCACUACCUUGAUGAUCGUUAUAGGUGGUGUCCUCGCUACCGCCUCUCAUGGUGUCACCAUCGAAGGCAUGUUCUGGAUGAUGACUGUAGCCCGGGGUAUCGUCGGCUUUGGUGCCGGUGGUGAAUACCCAGCAUCCUCAGCCUCCGCGUCAGAGUCUGCCAACGAACUGCUUCCCAAGCACCGUGGUCCAGCAUUCAUCAUGGUGACCAACUUCCCAUUGUCCUUUGGUGGUCCAAUUGCAGUCUCUAUCUUCUUGAUUGUUCUUAUGGCCUGUGGCCAAGCACAUUAUAGUACCGUGUGGCGCGUGUGCUUCGGUAUCGGUUGCAUCUUCCCACUGACUGUGUUCUACUUCCGCAUUCGUAUGCUGAACUCGGCACUCUACCGCCAUGGUGCGAUCAAGCGACGUGUUCCCUACAAAUUGGUCAUUCGAUACUACUGGAGGACGCUGAUUGGUACUUGUGGAACAUGGUUUCUCUAUGACUUUGUCACAUUCCCAAAUGGGGUUUUCUCAGGCACCAUAAUUUCAUCCGUUGUCGGCAACGGUUCAAUCAAGCGGACUGCAGAAUGGCAACUCCUUCUCGGCGCCAUCUCGCUCCCUGGAGUCUUCCUUGGCGCAUGUCUGUGCGAUAAAGUCGGCCGUAAGAAUGUGAUGAUGAUAGGAUUUGCAGGCUAUCUUGUCUUCGGUCUAAUAAUAGGAUGCACCUACGAUAAAAUCAGCAAGGUAGUCCCCCUCUUUGUCGUCAUUUACGGCUUGAUGCAAAGCAGCGGAAAUUUUGGCCCUGGAAAUAUGCUCGGUCUGCUUUCCUCGGAAUCAUAUGCGACCGGUGUACGUGGUACAUGCUAUGGAGUCUCAGCUGCAAUUGGCAAGGCAGGGGCUGCUAUUGGAACGCAGGCAUUUACGCCCAUCAAGAAUCAUCUCGGCAAUCGGUGGACUUUCAUCAUUGCUGCCAUAUGUGGCGUGGUCGGCAUUCUGGUUACUUGGUUUUUUGUACCUGAUCUGUCGGGUGAGGAUUUGCAGGUGCGAGAUGAGAAAUUCCGUGCUUAUCUGGUGUCUAGGGGCUGGGUUGGCUCUAUGGGCGAGGAUGAUUUGAUGGAUGUAGCCGAUUAUGGCCUGCAAACCGUUGCAACUAAGGCAGUGAUUUUGCCCAAGGAGGACCGUUCGUAG
Molecule: messenger RNA, 1509 nt
Organism: Penicillium taxi
Lineage: Eukaryota; Fungi; Ascomycota; Eurotiomycetes; Eurotiales; Aspergillaceae
Product: Glycerophosphoinositol permease 1
Exons: 6
Coding region: 1-1509 (502 amino acids)
Biological process (GO): carboxylic acid transport; transmembrane transport
Cellular component (GO): plasma membrane
Molecular function (GO): carboxylic acid transmembrane transporter activity
Source: RefSeq, a predicted model, not a curated record